AUGGUCUGCCAUUUGCCUACACCUCCAAAGUGUUGCUCCGAUCGGCAAACACUAUGUGAGACUCCCUUUGUUAUGGUAUACGCGAACCAAACACUCGGAACUGACAGACCUUUCGUGAGGCCCUCAUCUCAAUGCCUCAACCCAUUGUCUCCGCCAUCAGGACGUUCAACGACCACAACCACCACAACGAGUACGACGACUGCAAAACCGGUCACUCAGAGCACCACCGCUCGAGUGGUGCGGAUAUGGACUCUGGAGCCGCCCGUCAACAUCAGCUCAAACCGGGCGCCGCCGCUCGACACGGGGGCCGCCAAACGCCAACCACACAAGAAUACGUGGUAUCAGACCUCCCUGUCCAACACGUCCAACGUCUACUCGACGAAUAGGCCGUCACUCAUGGCGUACACGCCGUCUACGAAGUCACCGAUCAUUCAGUCAUCAACCGCUCAAACGCCGUACUGGUGGAGACCGCACUUCACGAAACUGCCGGCUAUUAAACACAUUUACGACCCCUCGAGACCAGCAGAUCAGGGAUACGCCUCUAAAAAGAAAGGCGAUUACGAGGGCGACCUACCCUACAGAGCUACUCUUGUCGCUGCGGAAGCGAUUACGGCAGUUUUUCCUGAACCACCAUUCGAGACAGUGAUGACUGAAUUAGAGUUCGUCAAGAAUGACAUCAAAGAUCAGUUGAUGCACUUGAAGGAGAAUAUGAAACCACAGUCAGUGUCCAAGAACUUAGUGGUGAUGAUGGACAACGCUUUCAUCCACAAAGAGCCCUUUGGGUUGGCACUGAUAAUCGGCGCCUGGAAUUAUCCGAUUCAGUUGACUCUAUGCCCACUCGUCGGUGCCAUCGCUGCCGGAAACUGUGCUAUCAUUAAGCCCUCAGAAAUAUCCGACAGUACGGCCACUACUUUAGCUGAACUCAUACCUCGUUAUCUCGACAACGUCCUCACGAAAGUACACUAUUGGCCUCCUGAUAUCUUCUUCACGGGUUCGACACAAAUCGGGCGACUCGUGAACGAGGCGGCGGCCAAACACCUGACACCCAUCACAUUGGAGUUGGGCGGCAAGAGUCCCCUAUAUAUCGACGAUUCGGUGCCCAAUAUGGAGAUGGCGUGGAGAAGGAUCUUGUGGGGAAAACUGAUAAACGCCGGCCAGACGUGUGUCGCACCCGACUAUGUCUUGUGUUCGCCUAAAGUGCAGAAAACUCUUAUAGAAAGUGCGGCGAAGAUUGUCAAAGAGUUUUACGGCGAAGAACCGAAGAACUCUCAAGACUUCGCACGAAUUGUCAAUAAAAAACAUUUCGAGAGAAUCACGAAAUUAAUGGCCGGCGGAGGGAAGGCUGUGAUCGGCGGACAGACUGACAGCUCCGAGAACUACAUCGCACCCACCGUUUUGGUCGAUGUCUCGCCUAAUGAUCCCAUUAUGAGUGAAGAGAUCUUUGGACCCGUUCUUCCGAUAGUGAGCGUCCAAUCGGAGGACGACGCCAUCAAUUUCAUCAAAAAGGGAGACAAACCGUUGUCUUUGUAUUUGUUCUCAACUAAUCAGAAGACAAUCGAUAAGUUCGUAAACGAGACAUCGAGUGGCUCCAUUUGUGGAAACGAUACCGUCAUUCACCUCUCGAUAGAUACGCUGCCAUUUGGUGGCAUUGGAGCCUCAGGUUUGGGUCGAUAUCACGGAAAGUACUCAUUUGACACCUUCUCACACGAGAAGUCUAUACUGAUUCGCGGAUAUAAUCCGGUUCUGGAGGCCAUCGGAUCUAAGCGCUAUCCACCCUAUAAUGACAGUAAACUCCGGUUUAUGUCCCUAUUAUUGACCAAAAGACGCGACUUUACGCCCAAAUAUUUGUCGCAAUACUUGAUGUACGCUUUGGGUGUCAUAACUGUCCUCGGAGUUCAGGCUUUGUAUUAAAAGUACAACAAAUUGUGACAUAUUUUGCACAACUAUUAUGUAUACCUUAAACAUAAACUAUACGAUUAUAUUAUGAUUGCAAUUGAGGCACAAGUUAUGCCAAAUAUAUCCAAUUUAUUUGAACAC
Oppiella nova is the source of this 2037-nucleotide messenger RNA. NCBI's taxonomy places the organism in Eukaryota, Metazoa, Arthropoda, Arachnida, Sarcoptiformes, Oppiidae. The record is from the annotation of a GenBank genome assembly.